AUGGACCUCUUCUUUACAAAUGAAAACAAUCAACACAAUCACAAUCACAACCACCAUAAUCACCAAAAUAAUAACUUAACUUUCAUCCCAAAUUCUCCACCACUCUCUCCACAACAGACUAUCCCAUCUUCCUACUCUGAAUCCACCACCCAACAAACCACUGAUGACCCCCAAUCAAUGGCUGCUUUGGGUGUCGCUGUUGAUUCAUCGUCCUCUUCAUUCUCAUUUGAUGCUUCAUUGUUCACUUCCUUCAAUGAAUCUUUUACAAAUGGUUUCCCGUCUGUAACUUCCUCUGGAUCUUCUUCAAGCUCUCCAGAAUUAUCACCCUCAAGUGCUGCUGAUGAUUAUGUCUUUUCUGAACCUCCAUCCCCCAUGGACUCAUCAACUCAACAUUCUUCAGCUUCAGCUUUAGCUUUAGUUUCAGCUUCGGCUUCAGCUUCGGCUUCAGCUUCAGCUUCCUUUUCUUCCUCUGGACCUUAUAUCUACUCGACCCUUCUCAAUUUGGAUCCAGUUGCAUUCCAUGCAAACACAAGCUCAACCUCUACUUUUAAACAUGUCGAAGACAAUACUUUUUCCUUUGGAGCAGGCACUCCUGCUAGUGCAGGUGCAAUCAUGGUUGGAACAGACUCUGGUGUAGAAGCUUUUGAAAACCAAAGCAACACCAUUUCUAUUCCAUUACACUUUAAUUCAAACCCUCUGGCUUUUGAUUAUAUAUCCCAACAAUUGUCCUUUCCACAAUUGCAAAACUUACACCCAGACUUGUUGCAGCAGCAGCAGCAGCAACAACAACAACAACAGCAGCAACAGCAGCAACAACUUCAACAACAGCAACAACUUCAACAACAACAACUUCUGCAGCAACAACAACAACAACAACAACAACAACAACAACAACCUCCAUAUGCCAUCUAUCAAACACCAGUCACAACACUGGCUUAUACUCAAGAUGUUUCUGCCUUGGACAUCCCCGUCGGAGUGCCUCUUUACGCUCCCACUGUUGCUGCUACUGCUUCAACCGCAGAUCCUGUUGUGACCCAAGUCAUGCCUUGUCAAUACUCUUUGGUUGAAGCAUCUUCUUCUGUGGCUCCUCCUCCUCCUGCUCCUCCUCUCACUCAAUCAACAUCACUUGCACCUCCACCAUCUUCUUCUAUUACUCAAAAAUCUCUUCCUCCACCUGCUGCUGUUUCUGUUAAGAGAUCUUCCCCAGGCCCACCAAAACGAUUGGACUACAAUGGUAAGCCUGUUAAAAACUGGAGUAAGCGUAAGUAUAAGUGCAACCACUGUGAUGCUACUUUCCUACACGCAGAACUCGAGAAGUUUGCAGCCCAUGUAAAGGAGCUUGAAGAACAACAUGGUGUCGAGCGUGUCAAGCGUCGUUUCAAGUGUGAGGAACCAAGCUGUAUUUGGAGCAGAAUUGGAUUUACACGUAAAUUGGAAUCCCAGAAGCAUUAUAUUCGUAAGCAUGGCCAACCUGUCAUUACAUGUCCUUACUGGACCCCAAAUAAUAAGGAACUUCAUCCUGGAGUUAAGCCUUGCAAUACUCGGUUGCAUACGGAUAAGGCCAGUUUAAAUAGGCAUAUGUUGCAGUUCCACAAGAUAAAGAAGGACUCUGGUAAGAAUGUGGAGGGAAGUAAUAGUAGAAAAUGA
Magnusiomyces paraingens is the source of this 1647-nucleotide messenger RNA. RefSeq lists its product as uncharacterized. The coding region runs from base 1 to 1647 and encodes 548 amino acids. Gene Ontology annotation, molecular function: transcription cis-regulatory region binding. Gene Ontology annotation, cellular component: nucleus. The record is from RefSeq and is a predicted model, not a curated record. Gene Ontology annotation, biological process: regulation of transcription by RNA polymerase II. Lineage: Eukaryota; Fungi; Ascomycota; Dipodascomycetes; Dipodascales; Dipodascaceae. The transcript has a single exon.